This is a messenger RNA of Morus notabilis, 837 nucleotides long. RefSeq names its product putative F-box protein At3g16210. The transcript has a single exon. Bases 1 to 837 code for a protein of 278 amino acids. NCBI's taxonomy places the organism in Eukaryota, Viridiplantae, Streptophyta, Magnoliopsida, Rosales, Moraceae. The record is from RefSeq and is a predicted model, not a curated record.
AUGGGUUCUGUUUGGCUUAGCUAUCAUUGUAAUGGAAUCUCUUGCAUGGUGAAUAGCUCCAAAACUGUAAUCUUGUGCAACCUGGAAUUGCGCGAGUUCAAGGUUGUUCCGGAGACGACAUAUGAUCUUUGUCAGGCGCUUAUUGGAAACAAAAAGUUCAACGGUCUAAAACGAAUGGGAUUUGGCUACGAUAUCAGAGCUGAUGUCUACAAGAUUGUUAUAAUAUUCUCCUGGUAUAACAAUACUAACAAGGGAUAUACCAUAUGUGCCGAGGUAUAUGACCUAACUACUAAUUCGUGGAAGGAUAUCAAGUUUAUGGAAGGCGAGGCCUUUGACAUUAAUUAUGGUUGGGGAGCUGAGAAUAAGGGUGUAUAUUGCAAAGGGUUUUAUUAUUGGUUGGUGGACAGCAAUUUCGGGCGAAGGAUCCUUUCUUUUGAUAUGUGCAAUGAGGUGUUUCGAAUCUUGCCAUCGUUGCCAAAUACUCGUUAUAAGAACGUGGAAAUCGCGGUGUGGAAUGACUCCCUUGCUUUGUUUAUUUGGUGCAAUAAUUUGAGAAAAUGGAGUAAAGAUCCAAUGUCGAUUGAGAUUUGGGUGAUGGAGGAGCAAAGCGGCGAGUGGUGCAAUGUUUUUAGUAUUGGACCCUUUGAGGACAUGUGGGCUCCGUUGACAUUUUGGAAGAGAGAUGAGCUUCUUAUGGUGACUAAAGACGGAGAGAUAGUCUCGUAUAACCUUGGAAGUAAAAAGUUAAGGAAACUCGACAUUCAUCCGGACGAUCGGAUGCAUUGUUGGGGCUUUUAUGUGAAGAGUCUUGUUUCUGUGAAUCAGAGAAGAAGUUAG